GUCGCAUGCAGCUCCUAUGAGGCCCCUGCCGCCGGUCGGCGAUGUCCGCCUGGAGCUGUCGCCUCCGCCGCCGGUGCCGUUACCGCCUGUGACCGGGUCUGUUAUCAGCUCGUCCGGGCGUCUCAUGGCCGCUAGCAAAUCUCUGGUGCCCGACCGGCUGCGCCUGCCGCUCUGCUUCCUUGGUGUCUUUAUCUGCUAUUUCUACUAUGGGAUCCUGCAGGAAAAGAUAACAAGAGGAAAGUAUGGGGAGGGAGCCAAACAGGAGACGUUUACCUUUGCCUUAACGUUGGUCUUCAUCCAGUGUGUGAUCAAUGCUGUGUUUGCCAAGAUCUUGAUCCAGUUUUUUGACACUGCCAGGGUGGAUCGUACUCGGAGCUGGCUCUAUGCUGCCUGUUCUGUCUCCUAUCUGGGUGCCAUGGUUUCCAGCAACUCAGCACUACAGUUUGUCAACUACCCAACCCAGGUCCUUGGUAAAUCCUGCAAGCCAAUCCCAGUCAUGCUCCUUGGGGUGACCCUCUUAAAGAAGAAGUACCCAUUGGCCAAGUACCUGUGUGUGUUGCUAAUUGUGGCUGGAGUGGCCCUUUUUAUGUACAAACCCAAGAAAGCAGUCGGGAUGGAAGAACAUACAAUCGGCUAUGGAGAAUUACUCCUGCUAUUGUCUCUGACCCUGGAUGGACUGACAGGCGUUUCCCAGGACCACAUGCGGGCUCAUUACCAAACAGGCUCCAACCAUAUGAUGUUGAACAUCAACCUUUGGUCAACAUUGCUGCUAGGAGCUGGAAUCCUGUUCACUGGGGAACUCUGGGAGUUCUUGAGCUUUGCUGAAAGGUACCCGACCAUCAUUUAUAAUAUCCUGCUCUUUGGCUUGACCAGUGCCCUGGGUCAGAGCUUCAUCUUCAUGACAGUUGUGUAUUUUGGUCCCCUGACCUGCUCUAUCAUCACCACAACUCGGAAGUUCUUCACCAUUUUGGCCUCUGUGAUCCUCUUUGCCAACCCCAUCAGCCCCAUGCAGUGGGUAGGCACUGUGCUUGUGUUCCUGGGUCUUGGUCUUGAUGCCAAGUUUGGGAAGGGAGCAAAGAAGACAUCCCACUAGGAAGAGAAGACUACCUCCACUCCAAAAAUACUUAAGUUAUUAUCUCCAGCAGUGACAUCUCUUGGGAAAAUGGACUUGGUAGUGAUAAGGAACUGAGUUCCAGUUUUUUUUUUUUUUUUUUUU
Messenger RNA from Sciurus carolinensis (gray squirrel), 1216 nucleotides. It is a transcript of the gene Slc35b1, whose product is annotated as solute carrier family 35 member B1. Gene Ontology annotation, molecular function: UDP-galactose transmembrane transporter activity; UDP-glucose transmembrane transporter activity. The coding region runs from base 17 to 1093 and encodes 358 amino acids. The record is from RefSeq and is a predicted model, not a curated record. Gene Ontology annotation, cellular component: endoplasmic reticulum membrane; Golgi membrane. Lineage: Eukaryota; Metazoa; Chordata; Mammalia; Rodentia; Sciuridae. The transcript is spliced from 9 exons. Gene Ontology annotation, biological process: UDP-galactose transmembrane transport.